AUGGCGAGAACUAUCGCACCUGAGAAUGCCAUGUCUCUCUGGCAAUGUCCCACAGGGACCAAGAUGCACAUUCUCAACCUAGGAAGUUUAGAUGUUGACGAGGGAUGGCUUCUUCUAGGUGCCAAUGGAGGUUCUUCGAGCAAUCCAAACCCCACGAAUAAGCGUCGAAAGCUCAUGUUGAUUGCUGGAUUGUUGGAACAUCCCACUGAAGGUCUCAUUCUUUUCGAGACGGGCAGUGCGGAGGACGUCGAGAAGGAGUGGGGAGCACAAGCAACCGACAUGUUUCCACGGACGGAUUACGAUGUUUGUCACAAGCUACCAGAAGCCAUAAAGUCCACAGGGAACGACAUCAAGGACGUUCGGGCCGUCAUUAUCGGCCACUUGCACAUGGACCACGCUGGGGGACUAGAGCAUUUUUUUGAUACAGACGUUCCUAUCUAUGUGCAUGAAGUCGAAUUUCAAUAUGCGUGCUGGGCGGUUGCUACGAAGCACGAAGGGGGCCUGUUUCUAUUGAAUUGGCAAACGUUGAACGAAGCACAGGUCAAUCUGUUUCAGGGCAUCACACUGCAUCACGCUCCUGGCCAUACACCUGGGCUAUAUGCUAUGCAGGUCAACCUCGAGAACGACGGAACCUGGUUAUGGACGACAGAUCAGUAUCACGUUCGUGAGAACUAUGACCUUGAACACCCCCAUGGGUGGUUGAUUAGAGACUACAAAGCUUGGAUCAAUUCAAGCAGGCGGCUCAAGAGUAUACAGAAACGGUUCCAAGCCAAAGUCAUUUUUGGCCAUGAUUAUGAUGUCGCCGACGCCUUUAUCAAAGCAAAGAAGUACUAUGACUAG
Fonsecaea pedrosoi CBS 271.37 is the source of this 840-nucleotide messenger RNA. RefSeq lists its product as uncharacterized. Bases 1 to 840 code for a protein of 279 amino acids. The record is from RefSeq and is a predicted model, not a curated record. The transcript is spliced from 4 exons. Lineage: Eukaryota; Fungi; Ascomycota; Eurotiomycetes; Chaetothyriales; Herpotrichiellaceae.